AUGCCUCCUGUUUGGUUCACCAAUACUGUCAAUAAAACAGUUGUCUGGAUGGCUAACCGAGAUAAUCCUGUCAACAAAAGAGGCUCAAAGCUAACCCUCCAUGGAAAUGGCAACCUGGUUUUGACUGAUGCACAAGCGGUACAAGAUUGCAUUAGGCACCGCAAAUGGGUACUCCACUGUGAUGUAAAGCCUCAAAAUAUACUGUUAGACGACUAUCUUGAACCUAAGGUGGCAGAUUUUGGCAUGUCUAAGUUGUUCAAAGACAUUCAUGAUGAAGGUGUUGGAUUUUCGAAAGUUCGUGGCACCAGAGGUUAUAUGGCUCCAGAGUGGAUGGUGAACCUGAAAAUUGAUGCAAAGGCAGAUGUCUACAGCUAUGGCAUUGUUCUGUUGGAGAUACUGAGUGGAAAGAGUGCUUCUGUUCUGCUUUCAGCUUUUGCACAAGAGUACAUUGAACACAACCAACUAGUACAAUGUGUGACUGAAAAGAUCAGAGUAGAAGGGCUUAAGGAAGUGAUAGAUCCUCGACUUCAUCAUGAUAUCAACAAAAAGAAGCUCGAAAGAUUGAUGAAGGUUGCUCUUAUGAGCGUACAAGAAGAUCGAAAUGCACGACCUGCCAUGAGUUAG
Fragaria vesca subsp. vesca is the source of this 624-nucleotide messenger RNA. RefSeq names its product putative receptor protein kinase ZmPK1-like. The transcript has 2 exons. The coding region runs from base 1 to 624 and encodes 207 amino acids. The record is from RefSeq and is a predicted model, not a curated record. NCBI's taxonomy places the organism in Eukaryota, Viridiplantae, Streptophyta, Magnoliopsida, Rosales, Rosaceae.